AAAUUUUAUUCAAACAAGAAUAGUCUAAGGUUUUCUUCAUCUUCAUCAUCAAUUCAUCCAUUUUUACUGACAAGCUAAGUUCCAUUUUCAACACCAAGUUCUUUUUUGUUUUAUCUAACAAGGCCAGAUGGGUAGUUCGGGUAACCAAUUACACUUUUUCUUCUUCCCUUUCCUGGCUCAUGGCCACAUGAUACCAUCUGUGGACAUGGCCAAGCUUUUUGCUUCUCGAGGCGUAAAGACAACCAUCAUCACCACUCCUCUCAACGCGCCUUUUUUUUCCAAAACCAUCCAAAAAACCAAAGAUUUGGGUUUUGAUAUUGAUAUCCAAACCAUCAAGUUCCCUACAGCAGAGGCAGGAUUGCCUGAAGGAUGUGAAAACACAGACGCAUUCAUUACAAAUGAAAAUGCAGGGGAAAUGACCAAGAAGUUUUUCAUUGCCAUAACCCUCCUUCAAGAACCCUUUGAGAAGGUACUGCAAGAAAGGCAUCCUGAUUGCGUUGUUGCUGAUAUGUUCUUUCCUUGGGCGACCGAUGCUGCUGCCAAAUUUGGAAUUCCGAGACUAGUGUUUCAUGGCACUAGUAACUUUGCUUUAAGUGCUGGAGACUGCGUUAGACUUUAUGAGCCACACAAGAAAGUUUCAUCAGAUUAUGAACCUUUUGUUGUGCCUAAUCUUCCCGGUGAUAUAAAGUUGACAAGGAAACAACUGCCAGAUUUUAUAAGAGAAAAUGUUCAAAAUCACUUCACGAAGUUCGUGAAAGCAUACAAAGAAUCAGAGUUGAGGAGCUUCGGUGUUGUUGUCAACAGCUUUUAUGAGCUUGAGCCAGCUUAUGCUGAUUAUUACAGGAAGGUUUUGGGCAGAAGGGCCUGGAAUGUAGGCCCGGUUUCAUUAUGUAAUACAGAUAUCGAGGAUAAAUCAGGAAGAGGAAAAGAAGCCUCAAUUGAUCAACAUGAGUGUUUGAAGUGGCUUGACUCCAAGAAACCCAAUUCAGUUGUUUAUAUCUGCUUUGGAACUAUGGCAAGCUUCUCUGCCUCUCAGCUAAAGGAGAUUGCAACAGGCCUUGAAGCUUCUGGCCAGCAAUUUAUCUGGGUUGUAAGAAGAAACAAAAACAGUGAAGAAGAUAAGGAAGAUUGGUUACCAGAAGGGUUUGAGGAAAGAAUGGAAGACAAGGGGCUGAUUAUAAGAGGGUGGGCACCCCAAGUGUUGAUACUUGAUCAUGUAGCAAUAGGUGCAUUUGUGACUCAUUGUGGAUGGAACUCGACUCUUGAAGGCAUAACUGCAGGGAAGCCCAUGAUUACAUGGCCUGUAUGUGCCGAGCAAUUCUAUAAUGAAAAGUUGGUGACUGAUGUUUUAAAAACUGGAGUUGGUGUUGGAGUCAAGGAAUGGGCUAGAGUGCGUGGAGAUCAUGUUAAAAGUGAAGCUUUAGAGAAGGCAAUCACUCAAAUCAUGGUGGGUGAAGAAGCAGAGGAAAAGAGGAGCAGAGCAAUUAAGCUAGGAGAGAUGGCAAUGAAGGCUGUUGAAGAAGGUGGAUCUUCUUGCUCUGAUUUCAAUGCUUUGAUUGAAGAGUUGAGGUCGUAUCGCCCUUGAAACUUCGACAGGAUUUCUAGAGGAUUGUCACGGACGUCGGACAGCAUAUGAUAUUUUGUUUGCAUUAGUUUUUGACAAUUUACAGCAUCUCAUUUCCUUCACGUGACCUGGAGUUGCAGUUUUUUUCCCCUCUAAAAAUGACUUGGGACUGUUAAAUGCAGACGAAGGCCA
Molecule: messenger RNA, 1756 nt
Organism: Populus euphratica (Euphrates poplar)
Lineage: Eukaryota; Viridiplantae; Streptophyta; Magnoliopsida; Malpighiales; Salicaceae
Product: scopoletin glucosyltransferase-like
Exons: 2
Coding region: 128-1585 (485 amino acids)
Molecular function (GO): UDP-glucosyltransferase activity
Source: RefSeq, a predicted model, not a curated record